Messenger RNA from Exophiala viscosa, 1922 nucleotides. Its product is annotated as tubulin alpha chain. Gene Ontology annotation, molecular function: structural constituent of cytoskeleton; GTP binding. The coding region runs from base 206 to 1558 and encodes 450 amino acids. The record is from RefSeq and is a predicted model, not a curated record. Gene Ontology annotation, biological process: microtubule cytoskeleton organization; mitotic cell cycle; nuclear division. Gene Ontology annotation, cellular component: cytoplasm; microtubule; nucleus. Lineage: Eukaryota; Fungi; Ascomycota; Eurotiomycetes; Chaetothyriales; Herpotrichiellaceae. The transcript is spliced from 7 exons.
UGAAGGCGCAGGCGCGCACUUGUCAACAAAUUGAUCCGCCGGCAAUCAAGUCCACCGCUCAAAACCCCCCCACAAUCAUAACCACCGCAGCUGCAAUCAACAACCGUUCAGAUCUUCCUGAACAUCAGGUGUUGAGUGUUACAGCUAGGUGUCACGCUUUGCCUCUCCAUCCACCUCGUCCAUUCCUUACAAUUUCACCUUAACAAUGAGAGAGGUCAUCAGUUUGAACGUCGGCCAGGCUGGCUGUCAAAUCGCCAACUCGUGCUGGGAGCUUUACUGCUUGGAGCAUGGCAUCCAGCCCGACGGAUAUCUCACAGAGGAACGCAAAGCCGCAGAUCCUGAUCAAGGUUUCAGCACUUUCUUCUCCGAGACAGGAAACGGCAAAUACGUCCCACGAACCAUCUACGCCGAUCUCGAACCGAAUGUUGUCGACGAAGUUCGCACUGGCACGUAUCGAAGCCUGUUUCAUCCAGAGCAGAUGAUCACAGGGAAAGAGGAUGCCUCCAACAACUAUGCUCGAGGGCACUACACCGUUGGAAAAGAGCUCAUCGAUCAGGUGCUUGACAAAGUUCGACGUGUCGCAGACAACUGCAGUGGUCUCCAAGGCUUUCUCGUCUUCCACUCGUUCGGCGGCGGUACUGGUUCUGGUUUUGGCGCCUUGUUGAUGGAACGCCUCUCUGUUGAUUACGGCAAGAAGUGCAAACUCGAGUUCUGCGUUUACCCGGCACCGCAAGUUUCUACCGCUGUUGUCGAACCAUACAACUCCAUCCUCACAACCCAUACUACAUUGGAGCAUUCGGACUGCAGUUUCAUGGUGGACAACGAAGCCAUCUACGACAUCUGCAGACGCAACCUCGGAAUCGAACGUCCCAAUUACGAGAACCUGAACCGUCUCAUCGCACAAGUUGUGUCAUCUAUCACCGCCUCUCUCAGAUUCGACGGCUCUCUCAAUGUCGAUCUUGCAGAAUUCCAAACCAACCUCGUCCCCUACCCACGCAUCCAUUUCCCUCUAGUGGCAUACGCUCCAGUGGUCUCUGCCGCGAAGGCAGGACACGAGGCCCACUCUGUUCAAGAGAUCUCCAUGUCGUGCUUUGAGCCCAACAACCAGAUGGUCAAGUGCGAUCCUCGCAAUGGCAAAUACAUGGCUACUUGCUUGUUGUACCGCGGUGAUGUUGUGCCUAACGAUGUUCACCAAGCUGUCGCCACGCUCAAGACUAAACGUACUAUUCAAUUCGUCGAUUGGUGCCCUACUGGUUUCAAGAUUGGUAUCUGCUACCAACCACCACAGAUGGUGCCGAAUGGAGACCUUGCCAAGGUCAACCGGGCAGUUUGCAUGCUUUCCAACACUACCGCCAUUGCCGAAGCCUGGUCUGCCCUAUCUCACAAGUUCGAUCUGAUGUACUCGAAACGUGCCUUUGUUCACUGGUAUGUUGGUGAGGGUAUGGAAGAGGGAGAGUUUUCUGAAGCUCGUGAGGAUCUUGCUGCUUUGGAGAGAGAUUACGAAGAGGUCGCCAGCGACUCGAUCGAGGAGGGUGAUGGUUCUGAGUUGGAGCAUUAGACACCUUGUUGGAUGCUCGACAUGUCAUUUUCGAAGAGUAUGCGUGGCGUGCAGGAGCCAGGAUCAUUUCAUUGUUGAAUCCUAGAGCAGGAACUCGUCAUCCCUACGUUAAGCACGUCUCUGUGAGACGAACAUAACCCCAUAACAUGAACAUUGCAACCCCUAAAGUGACAACACCGUUGGGAAAGUGAUCAUGCUUUCAAUGAGCCUGUAAUCGGUGUGCUCUAAGGCUACCUACCUAUAUGUAAACAAUGCCACCUUUUCUAAAAAAGGCAUUCUACGGUAAGCUCCACUCGGUGGUUGGACUGUGGCACGUUGGAGCUAUAGGUACCUCACUGCCUGGCAAGCUUUCAGCUUGGCGGGC